Messenger RNA from Paramecium octaurelia, 582 nucleotides. The record is from the annotation of a GenBank genome assembly. Lineage: Eukaryota; Ciliophora; Oligohymenophorea; Peniculida; Parameciidae.
AUGGAAAUACAUUAGUAUUUGGUAGUCAUGAUCAGUCUAUCUGUUUAUGGGAUGUUAAGACAGGAAAAUUAAAAGCCAAUGAAGAUGGUCAUUCAAGUGAAGUUAAUUCAAUUUAUUACUUUCCUGAUGGAAAUACAUUAGUAUCCGAUAGUCAUGAUAAGUCUAUCCGUUUAUGGGAAGUUAAGAUAGGAAAAUGAAAAGACAAAUUAGAUGGUCAUUCAAGUGCUGUUUUUUCAAUUUGUGACUCUCCUGAUGGAAAUACUUUAGCUUCUGGUAGUGAUGAUAAGUCUAUUAGUUUAUGGGACGUUAAGACAGGAUUAUAAAAAGUCAAAUUAGAUGGUCAUUAAAAUGAAGUUAAUUCAAUUUAUUACUUUCCUGGGGAUGUUAAGACAGGAUAAUGAAAAGCCAAAUUAGAUGGUCAUUAAGGAACAGUUAAUUCAAUUUAUUACUCUCCUAAUGGAAAUACAUUAGCAUCAGGUAGUCAUGAUAAGUCUAUCUGUUUAUGGAAUCGUAAAACAGGAAAAUUAAAAGCCAAUGAAGAUGGUCAUUCAAGUGCAAUUUAUCAAUUUGUUACUCUCCUGA